AAUCCAGGAUGGCGGCGGCCGUGGUCGGAGUCUCCUUGAGGCGCCGCAUCCCCGGGCCGGUGCUGAGGGCGGCCGCGCUGCAGGUCUGCCGUGGGGCACAGACAGCAGCUGCCGCAGCUUCCGCUCCCCAGACAGAGCCACGGAUCAAGAAAUUUGCUAUCUACAGAUGGGAUCCGGACAAGCAUGAGGACAAGCCCCACAUGCAGACCUAUGAGAUUGACUUGAAUAAGUGUGGGCCUAUGGUGCUUGAUGCUCUGAUCAAGAUAAAAAAUGAGAUGGACGCCACCUUGACCUUCCGUAGGUCAUGUAGGGAAGGUAUCUGUGGCUCGUGUGCUAUGAACAUCAGUGGUGGCAACACCUUGGCCUGUACUAAAAGAAUCGACACCAACCUCGACAAAGUCACUAAAAUCUACCCUCUGCCACACAUGUACGUGGUGAAGGAUCUUGUUCCAGACUUGAGCAACUUCUAUGCACAAUACAAAUCCAUUGAGCCUUACCUGAAGAAGAAGGAUGAAUCCCAGCAGGGUAAAGAGCAGUACCUGCAGUCCAUAGAAGAUCGCCAGAACUUGGAUGGGCUGUAUGAGUGUAUUCUGUGCGCCUGCUGCAGUACCAGCUGUCCCAGUUACUGGUGGAACGGAGACAAAUACCUGGGCCCUGCAGUACUGAUGCAGGCAUAUCGGUGGAUGAUCGAUUCCAGAGACGACUACAGAGAAGAGCGGCUGGCACAGCUUCAGGACCCAUUUUCCCUCUACCGCUGCCAUACAAUCAUGAACUGCACAAAGUCCUGCCCCAAGGGUUUGAACCCUGGAAAAGCAAUUGCUGAGAUCAAGAAAAUGAUGUAAACUUCAAAAGAGAAGGCAGCCAGCGCAUGAUGCCAUUGCCCAGUCAAGGCUCUAACACGCACAUGCCAUACCGAAAUGUAAUUUAUAUCUGAAAUCAGAGAACACAGUUCCCACAGGGCUUGUUUUUUUCUAUUGCUGUGCACGUACAAUAAAUGUUAUCAAGAACAA
This is a messenger RNA of Alligator sinensis (Chinese alligator), 1010 nucleotides long. It is a transcript of the gene SDHB, whose product is annotated as succinate dehydrogenase complex iron sulfur subunit B. The record is from RefSeq and is a predicted model, not a curated record. Gene Ontology annotation, biological process: aerobic respiration; respiratory electron transport chain; tricarboxylic acid cycle. NCBI's taxonomy places the organism in Eukaryota, Metazoa, Chordata, Crocodylia, Alligatoridae. The coding region runs from base 9 to 842 and encodes 277 amino acids. The transcript is spliced from 8 exons. Gene Ontology annotation, cellular component: mitochondrial membrane. Gene Ontology annotation, molecular function: electron transfer activity; 2 iron, 2 sulfur cluster binding.